Molecule: messenger RNA, 1527 nt
Organism: Endocarpon pusillum Z07020
Lineage: Eukaryota; Fungi; Ascomycota; Eurotiomycetes; Verrucariales; Verrucariaceae
Exons: 2
Coding region: 1-1527 (508 amino acids)
Source: RefSeq, a predicted model, not a curated record
AUGAGAGUGCCUGCUAGCAACAUCUCGGAACAAGAAUUCGAGGCCUUGCCUCCAACCCUACAACGCAAAUACUUUUCAAGCCUGGAACGGUUACGAUUAGCGCAGGAUGGCGCAUUCUCCCCACCGCUACGACCAUCUACCUCGUCGUCUCGGAAAGAUCGAACGAUACUGCGCGCUGGUCUGGACCAAAAAAGACCACCCCUUCCUCUCCAGGAGAAACUCUCCUACCUCACGCGGCCGUCAUCCCGAAGACGCCUACGCAAAUCCAAGUCUACCAACACGCAGUAUUUGGCAUCUCAGAUCGACGCAAUAUGGUUCUCCUCACUUCCGCAGAAGAUACAACAGCGCCAGUUCACCCGCGAAGAGCAGGUCUUCCUGGCUGGAAAUCGUGACGUCGUGAUCCUGGACGGUUCCGACGAGGCAUUGUACAGGUUGGGACGUCAGCCUAACAACUCAUUGGGAAGUCUGCGCACGGAUGCCACAUUCCACAGCCGACAGAAGAAUCACAUAACAAACGCUGAGCCAGUUGAUGAUUCUACCGUCGACAUGGACGAUAAUAUCUAUGAUAGUUUUCGGUGGUUGGAGGAGGAGGACGACCUUGAUCUUACGCUAGACAAUUAUCACAAUGCCAUCGUUAAGACCACUCACAACCCAUUGACCGGAGAUCGACGCGUACCUUCUCUUCGUCGCACCCUUUCUCUUACCUCGCUGAGGCCCCGCCGGAAUUCUCUGUCCAUCAAGCCACCGCUAUCAAGCCAUUCGACCAUCGCACCGCUAGGUUCUGGCUGGGGAGCUCGACCAUUGUCAUCUAUCCCUACCCCUCUUCAGCAGCCACAGUCAUCUAUCCCUGCCCCUCUUCAGCAGCCACAGUCUUCUGUCUCCUCCAUCAAACCUUCGGCCCAAUAUUACCAAGACCCGGAAGCUCGUCUCAAGCUGCGGCUCUACCUUGCUUCGCCCCAGAACUUUGAUGAGGCACUUGAGUUUGGUUUCCCUUCCUUGGAAAGCACAACGUCUGUGCAGCCACCUGUGCAGCCACCUGUGCAGCCACCUGUGCAGCCAUCUAUCCCCACCGAUGACUGCAGGAGAACCGAGGAAGCCGAGCACAGUUUUCUGGAUGAUGCGGCAUCAUCAUCGCCACUAGAAGAGGAGGAUGAUAGAGAUGAUGACAUGUCCUUGACUGAUAUGGAUAGCCCACAAACCCCUCAGGAUACUGUUUUCCAACCUUCACGCCCAUCGCAGAAGAAUAGCUUGGACAGAAACGGUCCGUGGCGCCCGCACAUCCUUCACAGCUCGCCUGAACUAUAUGCACAAGGUCCCCCCUGCGGACGUGAAAUGACGCUACACAUGACCUUGACCCGGCCAGAUCUACGGACAGAAACGGAUCUCAGGCAGAUGCCAGCCUACAGCAAUAGUCCUCUUAGAUCAGGUAGUCUUUCUCUUUCAAAAGAAAGGCAUCCUAUUCAGAAUCCCGUGCCAGAGGACCGGUCUAAGAUGAAGAAAUUGUGGAAGAAAUUGACCAGCCGAUGA